Messenger RNA from Striga asiatica, 1725 nucleotides. The record is from the annotation of a GenBank genome assembly. NCBI's taxonomy places the organism in Eukaryota, Viridiplantae, Streptophyta, Magnoliopsida, Lamiales, Orobanchaceae.
AUGGGGAGCAAUCAGAUCGAAAGUUACAACUCUAAGAUGACAGCUUAUGUCUUCGCCUGUUGGAUUCUUGCUGCCUUUGGUGGCCUUAUGUUUGGUUAUGACAUUGGAAUUUCAGGUGGUGUGACGUCCAUGGACGAUUUCUUGAUCAAGUUUUUCCCAAACGUGCACGAGCGCAAAAUGCACGCAUACGAAGACAACUACUGUAAAUACGACGAUCACAUGCUUCAGCUAUUCACUUCAUCUCUCUACUUAGCAGCACUUGUGGCCAGCUUCUUCGCAUCAAAGGCAUGUACAGUUUUGGGCAGACGCCCAACAAUUACAAUGGCGUCAAGCUUUUUCAUUCUGGGCGCCAUUUUGUGCGGCCUGGCCGAGCACAAGUGGAUGCUCAUCGUCGGCCGCAUUCUGUUCGGCAUUGGUGUCGGUUUCGGAAAUGAAGCGGUUCCAUUGUUUUUGACGGAAAUCGCGCCAAUCCAGCACAGAGGUGGGGUCAAUAUCCUCUUCCAACAAUUCGUCACAAUUGGCAUUUUCAUAGCUAAUCUCAUAAACUAUGCCACAUCAAAUAUUCACCCGAACGGCUGGCGAAUCUCGUUGGGGCUUGCGGCAGUCCCAGGAGCCGUACUCUUUGUCGGGUCACUAAUCAUAACCGAGACCCCCGCCAGCCUGGCACAACGAGGCAGGGAAGACGAGGCCAAGGCUGCCUUAAAGAAGGUGAGAGGAGUGGAUGACGUGGAGGCAGAGUUCCAACUGAUUGUGGCGGCCAACGAGCAAGGAAAGCUGGUCAAACACCCGUUUAGGAAGCUGUUCAAGAGAUCGGCUAUACCGGCUUUGAUUGUGUCCAAUGCCAUUCAGAUGUUCCAGCAGUUCACUGGGAUUAAUGCAAUCAUGUUCUACGCGCCUGUUCUGUUCCAGACGUUGGGCUUCGGUGCAGAUGCCUCGUUGCUGUCGUCUGUUAUCACGGGUUUGGUUAAUGUCUUCUCGACUUUUGUCUCGGUUUUCGCGGUGGAUAAGGUUGGGAGGAGAAAGUUGCUUCUCCAGGCUUGUGUCCAGAUGUUCAUUUCACAGGUUGCGAUUGGUGGGAUUCUUCUAGUCCACCUAAAGCCGACUGGGUCACUAGACAAGUUCAUGGCCGGCAUUGUGGUGGUGCUCGUUUGCACGUACGUGAUGUCAUUUGCGUGGUCGUGGGGCCCAAUGGGUUGGCUAAUCCCCAGCGAGAUCUACCCAAUCGAAACCCGAACAGCAGGGUUUGCAGUGGCCGUGAGCUCCAACAUGAUAUUUACGUUCAUAAUAGCGCAGGCAUUCCUGUCGAUGAUGUGUCACAUGAAGGCCUACAUUUUCUUCUUCUUUGCGGCGUGGAUUGUGGUGAUGGGCUUGUUUGUGCUGUUUCUAUUGCCAGAGACGAAAGGCGUCCCAAUCGAGCUUGUUGAGGAGAGGCUCUGGAAAAAGCAUCCCGUUUGGAAGAGAGCAGCCGAGAUCGUGUGGGUGGGAGUCGAGCUUCACUAUAGAUGGCUCGACGUGGACCUCCGUGAGACGAGGCUUCGAGGAAAGAGCCCGAAAAAUGUAAUCUCGGAGCUUUUCGAGACUGCCAAGCAGAAGUUUGUGGAGUUGAGGAAAAAGGACCCAAUUGGAUGUUUGAGGUACAAUCCUGCGAGAUGGCCUGUUAAGGCUUUGGCGCAAACGCAAUGUACAGAGUGUGUGAGACCCUUUUGCUGGACCAGUUGGACGUAG